This is a messenger RNA of Protopolystoma xenopodis, 312 nucleotides long. The record is from the annotation of a GenBank genome assembly. Lineage: Eukaryota; Metazoa; Platyhelminthes; Monogenea; Polystomatidea; Polystomatidae.
AUGCCUGUCAGACUUCGAUCGACGUCUACGUCAACGCCUCUUGGAGGGGCCAAUGAAAAUCUUGCAACGUCUUUUGGUUGGGCCAUUCUGCAAUGCCCCUUUACCUGGCGUUCGCACCAACCUGGCAAGACUGAUCAAAAGUGGAUUAUUCUUUCCGGCUGCCGGGCCAACUGGCAGGCAUCACAUUAUAUCCUCUCUUUGGUCAAUCCCAGGGCAAUAACUGGCCGAGAAGUCUCCGCCUUGCCUAUCUACACUCUUGAUGUGCGCUUGAACACACAUUUGCAUGACUGCCAUGGCAACUUUAGGAUAUAG